AUGGACACAGCGGAUUCAGGAAACACCUCCGAUGCCGAAGACCAGACUAAAACAUGGGGAUCCGAUGUUGGACCGAUAGUCCAAACAGCUGGUAAUGCUGGCAGCUCCCUUCCUCAAAGUGACUGCGGGAUCGGACACCGUGUCGUAGCCAGUCGCUCGGUCCUGGCGUUGGUCAUUGACGAAGAGUGCGUCUUCGCCGGCCUGCAAGGAGGCGACAUUGUCGCGUGGUCUCUCGAGACAUACGAUCUUGUCUUAUCCGUUCAUGCUCACAAGGAGAGUGUCCUAGGACUCUAUCUGUCCGAUGACGGCAACUUGCUGUUUUCCAGCGGCGGUGACUCUGUGAUUAAUGUCUGGUCGACAAGAACAUUUGAGCGCCUCUACUCCAUCUACUCACACCAUGAUGUGGGUGAUAUUUUCACGGUGGUGUAUUCCACCAUGAACCAAACAAUUUACUGCGGUGCCCAAAACACCAGCAUUCAGUGGUGUGAUCUGUCCGAGGAGGGCUCUGCCUUCAACCAGGCUUCCUCCGCCCACCUGUCCAGACGAACACAUCGUUUCUUUGAUUCCAAGGGCCCCGAUGGAUCCCGUGCUCCGGGUUCAUCAGAUGGCUCCCAGUCAGUCUCGGAAGGCGGCCGCAUCUUGACUUUCAAACGCGAUCAUCAUAAGCUGUUCGCUCACCAUGGCUAUGUCUAUUCCAUGUUGCUCGUGAAGGGGCUGAUCGAGUCGGCACCGUCAGAAGAGGCCCUGCUGACGGGUGCGGGCGACGGCGUUGUAAAGGUUUGGCGCCUCGGUCAAAAGCCCGGGGCUGUUCCGACUCAAAUCGCUAAGCUUCAGAAUGGAGACUCGGUGCUCUCCAUUGCCGUAGAAGGCUCGUUGCUCUACUGUGGCCUCGCGGGCGGCGCUCUCAACAUUUGGAAUCUUGACUCCCACCAGCUGGUCAAACGGAUUGCUCGACACACUGGUGACCUCUGGGCAGUCGAUGUCAUUGGAGGCGUUGCGAUCUGUGGAGACUCGACGGGAACAGUAAAGAAAUUUAAUUCACGAUUCGAAGAGGUCGGCGGUUGGGUUGCACACGAGGGCACCAUGCUCGCCUCUGCCGCAGGCCGAUCCAAGGAUCGGCACAUAUACGCUACCGGUGGCAAUGACAAUACCGUUGGAAUCUGGGACCUAACAGAGUUCUUCCUCACACAGGACGAGUUGCCCCCUAUCAGCAAUGAUGAAAUGGUCAACAGCCUUGCUAAAUUUGUCUCAUUCAAAACUAUCUCUGCAAGCCCCAAGUUCUCUGGAGAAUGCAAUCAGGGAGCUGCUUUCCUGCGCCGGCACUGCAACUAUCUUGGUGCAAAGACAAAACUCUUGCCCACGGGGCAGGAUACCAACCCUAUAGUAUAUGCUAGAUUCAACGCUACAUCGCCCGACGAGGUUGAGAAGACGAUUCUCUUUUAUGGCCACUACGACGUCGUCGGUGCUGAUACCAACCAGCUCAAGUGGAAGUCCGAUCCGUACCAACUCACUUCGAUCAAUGGGUUCCUCUACGGCCGUGGUGUUUCCGAUAACAAAGGUCCGAUACUAGCUUCACUGUAUGCCGCCGCGGAUCUUGCCCGCACGAAGUCCUUGCGCUGCAAUGUUGUGUUUUUGAUUGAGGGCGAGGAAGAAUCUGGAUCUCAGGGAUUCCAUGAGACGGUGCGAGAGUACAAGGAUGAGAUCGGUCCAGUAGACUGGAUCCUGCUGGCCAACAGUUACUGGCUCGAUGACUAUAAUCCUUGUUUGACGUACGGACUCCGUGGAGUGGUACAUGCCAACUUGGUCGUGACGAGUGAUUAUCCCGACCUACACAGCGGUAUCGACGGUAGUGCGUUACUGGACGAACCGGUCAAAGAUCUUUCGCUGCUUUUGUCGACCAUGGUCGGACGCAAGGGCCGUAUCAACCUACCGGGCUUCCAUGACGCCGUUCGCCCUCUCUCAGAUGCGGAACAGAAACGGUUCGAGGCUAUUGCCGACGUUCUACUGCCCCAUCACCCAGAGAUUUCCGAUAGCCAGGCCCUGAUCAAAUCUUUGAUGUACCGAUGGCGCGAGCCUUCAUUGACCAUCCACUCGAUGGAGGUCCCAGGAAAGAGCGGAGCCACGACUAUUGCGCGGCGAGCCAAGGCGAGCCUCUCCAUCCGUAUUGUGCCUGAUCAGCAGGCAGACGAGAUUGCGGCAAACCUGACAGCGUACGCGCAAGAGCAAUUUGACCUGCUCGAGUCACAGAAUGAUCUGACCGUGGAAAUAACUGGCAAGUCAGAUGCGUGGCUUGGAGAUCCCGAUAAUCAAAUUUUCGCAACCCUCUCACAAGCGAUCACGGCCGCAUGGACGCCGGACCAGGAGACCUCCAAGCACCAGUACCCAGCCCUUCCUUCAGACACCAAGGGUCGUGCUCCCGCGGCAUCGAAACCGGCUGCACCUGGUCAAGGGCUUCUGCGCAAGGACUCAAGUGAUAGUCUCGCAUCGCACGUCGAUCGGGUCAUUUCCUCCACAACCACCUCCUCGGCCGGGAAAGCGGGCACGCGCAAUCGAUCCACACCGUCAACGGCUCCCAUCCCAACAUCUUCAACCCUCACCAAAGCCGGUACAUCUGACGAACCGGCCGCGCUACCGGUCCGGGUAAAAUCCGACCUGCAGCUCGAUAGUGCCCGACCCAUGGCCGGAACAAAGUCAUCGUCAGCUUCGGCUGUCAAACCUAUUUUCAUCCGUGAGGGCGGGUCCAUUCCGACGAUCCGGUUCUUGGAAAAGGAGUUUUCAGCACCCGCAGCUAAUUUGCCAUGUGGCCAGGCCAGCGACAAUGCACACCUGGACAACGAGCGGAUGCGAGUCGAGAAUCUGUACAAGAGUCGAGAAAUCUUCCGAUUUGUAUUUGCGAACCUGGUGGAUAAGACGUGA
This is a messenger RNA of Penicillium cinerascens, 2916 nucleotides long. Its product is annotated as glutamine amidotransferase subunit DUG2. Gene Ontology annotation, biological process: proteolysis; glutathione catabolic process. The transcript has 6 exons. The coding region runs from base 1 to 2916 and encodes 971 amino acids. NCBI's taxonomy places the organism in Eukaryota, Fungi, Ascomycota, Eurotiomycetes, Eurotiales, Aspergillaceae. The record is from RefSeq and is a predicted model, not a curated record. Gene Ontology annotation, molecular function: protein binding; peptidase activity.